This is a messenger RNA of Lontra canadensis (Northern American river otter), 1879 nucleotides long. It is a transcript of the gene TBXA2R, whose product is annotated as thromboxane A2 receptor. Gene Ontology annotation, cellular component: plasma membrane. Bases 408 to 1439 code for a protein of 343 amino acids. Gene Ontology annotation, molecular function: thromboxane A2 receptor activity. The transcript has 3 exons. The record is from RefSeq and is a predicted model, not a curated record. Gene Ontology annotation, biological process: positive regulation of vasoconstriction; positive regulation of cytosolic calcium ion concentration; inflammatory response. Lineage: Eukaryota; Metazoa; Chordata; Mammalia; Carnivora; Mustelidae.
CCGGGCCGGGGCUAUUUUUAGCCCCUGCGGACACCCCUUUCGGGCCCCGAGGGCUCAUCGCCCCUCCUCCAGCCCCGGAGGACCUCGCGCAUCCCAGCGUCCAGAGCUGCCGCGCCCUCCAUCUGUGCCCUGCGGGGACGUGAAAGGCCGGGGGUCCUCUGGGCGGCCCGCCCCUGGCCGUGCCUCGGUUUCCCCGGGGGCUCCGGGAGUCCGGACCGCCCAGCUCCCCGCUCCGCCCUCCCCGGCCUGGGCCCGGCGCCGGCCUGCCCGCGGGGCUCCGCGACAGGCGCGACCCCCGCGCGUCCCACCGGUCACCGUCUCCAGGUGUGCGUGAGCCAGCGCCAGCUCUCCCCACCCGCAGCGUCGGCCCGAUGGGGUGGUGACCCUCCGCUCCCCGCCCCAGCGCCAUGUGGCCCAAUGGCACCUCUCUGGGGCCCUGUUUCCGGCCCACCAACAUCACCCUGGAGGAGCGGCGCCUGAUCGCCUCUCCCUGGUUCGCGGCCUCCUUCUGCGUGGUGGGCCUGGCGUCCAACCUGCUGGCCCUGAGCGUGCUGGCGGGGGCGCGGCAGGCCAGCCCGCAGGCGCGCUCCUCCUUCCUCACCUUCCUCUGCGGCCUGGUGCUCACCGACUUCAUGGGGCUGCUGGUCACCGGUGCGAUCGUGGUGUCCCAGCACGCCAUCCUGUUCGACUGGCGCGCCGCGGACCCCGGCUGCCGCCUCUGCCAGUUCAUGGGCGUCAUCAUGGUCUUUUUCGGCCUCUGCCCGCUGCUGCUUGGGGCCGCCAUGGCCUCGGAGCGCUACCUGGGCAUCACCCGGCCCUUCUCGCGGCCCGCGGGGGCCUCGCAGCGCCGGGCCUGGGCCACGGUGGGGCUGGUGUGGGCGUCGGCGCUGGCGCUGGGCCUGCUGCCCCUGCUGGGCGUCGGCCGCUACACGGUGCAGUACCCGGGCUCCUGGUGCUUCCUCACGCUCGGCGCCCAGCCCGGGGACGUGGCCUUCGGGCUGCUCUUCACCCUCCUUGGCAGCUUCUCGGUGGGGCUGUCCUUCCUGCUCAACACAAUCAGCGUGGCCACCCUGUGCCACGUCUACCACGGGCGGGAGGCCGCCCAGCAGCGCCCGCGGGACUGCGAGGUGGAGAUGAUGGCUCAGCUCACGGGCAUCAUGGUGGUGGCCAGUAUCUGCUGGAUGCCGCUGCUGGUCUUCAUCGCCCAGACGGUGCUGCGCAGCCCGCCGGCCAUGAGCCCCAGCGGGCAGCUGUCGCGAGCCACUGAGCAGCAGCUGCUCAUUUACCUGCGCGUGGCCACCUGGAACCAGAUCCUCGACCCCUGGGUGUACAUCCUCUUCCGCCGGGCCGUGAUCCGCCGCCUCCACCCUCGCCUCAGCGCCCGGCCCAGAUCGCUGUCCCUGCAGCCGCAGCACACCCAGAGACGCCCCGUGCCUUAGAGCCCGACGGCUGCGGGGGGCUCCCCCGGCUGGCGCGUCCCUCCGAGGACACAGCUGCCUGUUCUGGGGUUGCGGCAGCCCAGAGUCUCAGAAGGACCAAGCCUUGGAGUGGCAGGAUUGUGGGCUGUUCUCUAGCAGCCUUGGGGACCCCCUAACGCUCCCCGGAUCCCCCUUUCCCGUCCCCCUCCCGGCCCCAGGAAGGGUGAGCAGGCAUGACAGGGGGUGUCUGAGGAAAGGAGACUUACAAGCCUCCCCUUCCAGAAAUCCUCUGGGAAUGGGGGACUCCGACCCCUACCUAUGACCUGCUUUCUGGGGUACAGUUGAUCCCCUUGGACACCCCAACCCACGAAGGCUCUGCUUAGGAAAUACUGAGUGUGCACGGGCGAGACCCCUCCCUUGCCAAAAUAUAUCACGCCCUCCCCGGCCGUACUUUCCCUCGG